AUGAAUUAUUUUUCUUAACAAUAAUUUUAAGGAACUUAAAGAAAAUUUGUUCGUCUAUUUGUUAGUAGUGAAUAAAAGAAGUUUAUAGCAACAGUAAAUGCAUUUGAAUAAGUAAUCAAAUUUUAUUAUUUAAGAACCUUUCAGAAUAGAUUGCUAAUUCUUAUGCAUGUACAUGUGAAUAAUUUUAAUCAGAAGUAUGCUCAAAUAGAUAUAUUGUGACUAAUAUUAGAUAAAAUGGGUUUAGUGUAAUUAUUCCUAAGGAAUUAAAUAUUGGUUAGGUUUUAAAUGAUUAAACUUAUAUCACAUGUAAGAUUAUUAGUAAGGCUAAUAAUAAAACUAAUAAUUGUCAAAGAAAUGAUAAGAAAACAAAAAAGACUUUAAAAGAAUAAUAGAAAAUAGAACCUAAAUUUCCUGAUAUUUCUCCUCCUAAAAUUUUGACUUCAAAAUAUAUACCUUUAUAAGAAAAUAAAGAAGAAAAAAUUUAAAGAAAUUAAAAAAAGAAAAACAAAAAAAAUAAGAGAAAAAAUUAAUAUUUACAAUCUUUAUAGAUAAUUGAUAGAAAAUAAAAUAAUUAAAUUGGGUAAAAUUUAUUUAAUGAUUAACUUUAAUCUAUUUCAUAAACAAAAGAAUAAUUUUUGGGCCAGAAUCUAAAUACUUAAGUUUAAUAAACUGAAAAUAUUAAAUUACAAGAAUUAAUAGACAAUGUUUAUUGUGAUGUGUUGAUAUCAUAAAAUAUUAAUAAAUAAGCUCAAAAUGAUAAUACGGAUUAUAAAAAAUAAGAAAAUCAACAUUAAAAUACUUCUAAACUUGAGACAAUAUAAAAUUUGAUGAAAAAUGAUGAAAAUUUAAUUUAGGAAUAAAACAAUUAAGAAAAAUCAUAAGUUAAUAAUUAAAAAAACAAUUUAUAAAUUAAAAAUAAAGUUGUUAAAUUUACUGAAAGUAAUCUAAUAUUAAAGGAAACAUUCGAUUAUUUUGAAGAUUCUUUGAAUAAUUCAAAAGAAAUGCCUAAAGUUCCUAAUUCUUCAUUUCAAACUAAUAUUGAGCAUUCAACUAGAUAAAACAAGUAAAAAUAAAAUUAAAAUAAUCUGAUGUAAUAAUAAAAUGAUAAAUUAUCAUAGAAUAAUAAAUAGAAUUAUAUUUUUAAUCAAAGUAAUUACAAUAUUCAUAAAAAUAAUCGUAGAAAAAAUAAAAAGAAAGGUAAAAACGAUAUCUGA
Molecule: messenger RNA, 1214 nt
Organism: Paramecium pentaurelia
Lineage: Eukaryota; Ciliophora; Oligohymenophorea; Peniculida; Parameciidae
Source: the annotation of a GenBank genome assembly